AAAGUCGCAACAGAAAUGUGCUUAGCACACAACUUAAUCAUCCGAAACCUCAACGCCAUUUACCUGCAGGCACCAAACAUCAGCUCUCCAACUGAUAUCUCAGACUUCAUCCUCUUUUGCCAAGUAUGGCAUCAAUCAAUGAAACAUCAUCAUGCUUACGAAGAGGAUUUCCUCUUCCCGUGGAUCGAGGCUUACAGUGGAGAGAAGGGUAUCAUGGAGAGGAACAUCAAGCAGCAUGAAGCUUUCCAUGGCGGUUUGGACGAGUUCGAGAAGUACAUCUCGAAUGUGAAAGUCGAAGACUGGGAUGCUGGCAAGUUGCUGAAGAUCGUCGAUGGGUUUGGAGAGGCAUUGUCAUUGCAUUUGGGCGAAGAGAUUCAGAGUUUAUUGGCGUUGGAGGAGUACGGAGGAGAGAAGUUGGAAAAGGCUUGGGCGGACCUGGAAAAGAAGAUUCAGGCUGAGAUGACGGAUAAGACAAAGGUUAUACCUAUGGGAUUUGGAGGCAUUGAUCGAACGUUUGAGGGAGGGAAACAUAAGCAUUGGCCGCCAUUUCCUUGGUUUGUACCAUAUCUGGUAAAGUUCUUUUUCAUGGGCAAGCAUAAGGGAAGUUGGAGAUUCAGUCCAUGUACGAUAUUUGGUGAACCGAAGGAACUGCCAUUUGUUAAGGUCGAGCAAUGA
Messenger RNA from Mollisia scopiformis, 675 nucleotides. RefSeq lists its product as uncharacterized. The record is from RefSeq and is a predicted model, not a curated record. The annotation marks the transcript as partial. Lineage: Eukaryota; Fungi; Ascomycota; Leotiomycetes; Helotiales; Mollisiaceae. The transcript is spliced from 2 exons.